GUGUGUGUGUGUGUGUGUGUGUGUGUGUGUGUGUGUGUGUGUGUGUGUGUGUGCGUGCGUGCGUGUGCAUGUGUAAGCCAGAGAGUUGCUGCGUAUGCUUCAUAAACCUUUAUUACAAUUUCAAUUUUCUUUAUUGUUUAUUUACUCAGGCAAUGUUGUGAACCAAUGCAAAAAAUUUAAGUGCAGUACAAAAUAAAGUUGAGAAAAGGAUAACCAGAAUGUGUAUCCCUGUGUUCCUUCUAAACUGACUUAAUCGUCAGAAUAUAGAACAAUGAUGUGGGGACAAAUAUUUCACUUUCAUAACACAAACCCUUAGACUUUGGUGCAUUUUCCUGGAUAGUGUAUAAAUUAAGGGAGGGAAGCAUAAUCCAGAUUAGUUCAUCGAGGCUAUAAUUUAACUCAUAAAGAGUCCAAGAUGUGACUUCAAAUGAACAAGACUAUAGGCCUGUGUAGUUAUUUUUCAACUCUAAAAAUGUAAGAUAUGGAUUAACACCAUACUAUAGGACAGGUCAAAGGGAUUUUGAAAGAUACCCUACAUUUCAAUAGUAUUUUCAAACUGGGAAAAUGGGGAAAUGAAAUGACCGAAUGUGAGAAAAUCCAUUCAACGUUUUCAACCAAUCACAGCUCUGAUGAGGUUGCCAAGUACCUACAGCAUAAACAGGAAGUAUGUCCAACAGUUUGAUUCGGAAUGCUUGGGGAGAUCACGAAUGUUUACAAAGAUAAAGAAAAAAGGUUUGCUUGUGUGCAGUGUGAGAGCAAUGAGGCUGCUAUGGCCAUGAAGUGAAGAGGGAUAUGGCCAUGAACCCUGUGACUCCUGGUGACUCCCCUGCUCAGAGUGAUGUCUCUCUCUUGUCCUCUCCGGGCUCCAUGGGCUCAGCUGGGGCCAGCGAGGACGCAGAGAAACCAGAGGACCGGGUCAGAAUCAAAAGCAAGCUUGUGUCUGCAUGGAACAGUGUAAAAUAUGGCUGGUCUUUUAAGUCAAAGUCCCACUUCAAUAAGAGGUCACCUCUUGUCCUUCUGGGGCACUACUACUUGCUAAGCUACAGUGGAGAGAGGGAGGCUUUCCGACGGGCCUUUUCCUCCUUGCUAUGGCUGACCUAUCGCAAAGGCUUUCCCCAGCUGGCUGACUCCACCCUCACCAGUGACUGUGGCUGGGGCUGCAUGCUGCGCAGCGGGCAGAUGCUGCUGGCGCAGGGGUUGCUCCUUCACCUGCUUCCACCAGGAUGGACAUGGGCUGCCUCACACCAUGUCACCAAAGAUGACCUAGAGGUCCUGUCACCUCGGCCUUCCUCUAGCACAAGCGUGGCCUCAGCAGAAUGCCCCAGAGCCAGGACGAAGAGUAUGGGCUGCAGCCUGCUGGAGAGGGGUGGCAGUGGGAGUGAGGCCACCCACAGGAUGGUGGUGUCAUGGUUCGUUGACCAACCAGGUUGCCCAUUCGGCCUGCACCAGCUGGUGGAGAUGGGCAAGAGCCAUGGGAAGAAGGCUGGGGACUGGUACGGUCCUGCCACUGCUGCCCACAUCAUUCGGAACGCGGUGGCAGCAUCUGAGUUAUCUGAUCUGGUCGUGUAUGUGGCCCAGGACUGUACUGUGUACAAAGGGGACAUUGUGAGGCAGUGUGAGCGGCCCCAGCAUGAGGGCCCCAGGGGCCGUGGAGCUGCGUGGAGGUCCCUCAUCCUUCUGGUGCCUGUUCGGCUUGGGGGUGACGUCCUCAACCCAGCCUACACCGAGUGUGUCAAAAGACUUCUCGGGUUAGAGUGUUGCAUUGGAAUCAUCGGUGGCAAGCCCAAACACUCACUUUAUUUUGUCGGCUUCCAAGAUCAGCAGCUGGUGUACUUAGACCCCCACUACAGCCAGUCCGCAGUGGACAUCACCCAAGAGGACUUCCCCAUAGAGUCGUUUCACUGUAAGUCCGCUCGGAAGAUGGCGUUCAGCCGCAUGGACCCCAGCUGCACUGUGGGCUUCUAUGCCAGAGGCCAGCACGAGUUUGAGACGCUGUGUGCGCUGGUCAGUGCGGUCCUGAACUACGAUACAAACAAGUACCCAAUGUUUACCUUUGCGGAGGGCCAGCGGGCGGCCGAGGAGGACGACGCACGGAGUGAAAUGUCUCUCUUCUCUGAAGUUUGCAUCCUCAGCAGCAAGGCAAGCCACGCGAGCUUGUCAAGUGGCACGGAUGACUUUGUGUUACUAUGAGGACACACUACUUGCCACAGUAAACUGUCUAAGGACACCGGACUGAUACAAGCUGACACUGACACCAGCCCUGUCUGUAUACAAAAAUAAGAAGGAAAAAAAACAAAACAGUUACUCUGUGAAAGCUGUUUAUACUGAAGGUGCUCGUAGUAGCCUCUGUGAGCAAAGAAUGUUUACAUGGCCUUCCUGACUUGUUUGAUAAGCUUGGUGUAUGACGCACCGCUCUGAAUGUAAAACAAAAUCAGUGGUUUGCACUGUCACUACUACUGAGCAUACACUGACAUAGUUCUCAUAUGUGAUGUUUGGGUUCUGUUGCCAGCUUAUUCACUUACCUCCUUAAUGUUGAGGUCAGUGCCCGUCACAAAAUGUUGCACUCAUUCUGAAGUUGAAGUAUGUUUCGUUUUUUUAUUAUUAAUUAAUCUUUAAUUUUGGACCGACUCUAAAUGAGAAAAUGAAGGAAUAGAUGAAUAUCUGGCAGUCUUCCCUGGACAGAAAAUAUUCAUCUGUUGACAAAAUGUAACUAUCCUAAUACUCUAGACACUCUUGUUUAUUUUCUUGGUUGGUCGCUCUGUCAACACUGUUUGUGCUCACCUCUCUGUCCUUGGACGGUGGUCAGAGGCCUGAGCCUGUUAAGCUGCGGUGGUCUUUAAGGUCCCAGUAAGCCCGGCCCAUAUGGCCAUGUCUCUGUGGUGUCCUCAGCAGCUACCGUUUGUCUCAGGACCUCCAGACAAUCUGAUUCCUAUUACCUCGCAUAGAAAAUGUGUGCAUCCGUCGUCAUUUUAAUGCAUGGAGGUUAAUACACACGUUUAGCGUACUUGUAUGGUCUUUUUCACUGUCCCAAAGUCAAAAUCAUUUGGAACAUGAGUGAGGCUACUCUUAGGUUAUGUUUGUAUUGUGGGAUAUGUUUUGAUCUGUUUGGCAAGUGGCACUGCCCUUUUUCGUUCAUUUCUUUUAAUAGAUAUAUUUAUUCACCUCAGGGUUAUGUGAUUUAGGGCUUGGUGGGUUAUUUUUGAAAAUGAAAUGGAAAUAUUCAUGCAAAAUGAGGAUCAGGCUGUUAUUAAUAUUAGAUAUAUUUUUUUCAAAACCAAAACCAUUGUCCUGGGUUUGUACUGUUGUAUGAACUGAGCCAAAUAAGGUCAGAGUUCCUACCCGCUUCCUGUCAUGUGACUCAUCUUGAUAAUGAUGAUCAUGGCCAUUUAGCCUCUCACCAGACCUGAUGCCGGUAAUUGAGGCUUGUGUCUGUAAUUCCAUGAUUAAAGUAGGAAUCCUCUAUUAGACUAAGCAGGCAGUGAGUGAGUCUCCCAGAUCAUGUGGUAGGAUGUGCUUUUGGUGAAUGGGUUAAAUCUGGACUCCAUUCCACAGACCAUGUGAGAGGCACAUGGAGCUAGUAGAAUGCAAUCCUGCUGCUAACUUCAAAGAGCAGAAGGUUACCUCAGAUUCAUCGUGUGGCAGCAUCAGCAGCAUAUCUGUGUUUGGUUCUGGGUGCAUGGUUGUUUUAUCAGUAUGUAUUAUAUAUGUACCGUUUCCUUGUUAUCUAUACUGUUUUAUUUACAUAUUGUUCUCAUUACUUCUUGCGAAUCAAAAUUCUCUGGCAAUAUCAAAAUGGACAUAGACACUGUAUUUAUUAAAUUAAUGUAUCAUUUUAAAAUGAAA
Molecule: messenger RNA, 3843 nt
Organism: Clupea harengus (Atlantic herring)
Lineage: Eukaryota; Metazoa; Chordata; Actinopteri; Clupeiformes; Clupeidae
Product: cysteine protease atg4da
Biological process (GO): autophagosome assembly; piecemeal microautophagy of the nucleus; aggrephagy
Cellular component (GO): cytoplasm
Molecular function (GO): protein-phosphatidylethanolamide deconjugating activity; cysteine-type endopeptidase activity
Source: RefSeq, a predicted model, not a curated record